Messenger RNA from Eruca vesicaria subsp. sativa (arugula), 1572 nucleotides. The record is from the annotation of a GenBank genome assembly. NCBI's taxonomy places the organism in Eukaryota, Viridiplantae, Streptophyta, Magnoliopsida, Brassicales, Brassicaceae.
CGUGGUUUUAGUGUCUCUCUUAAACCCCUGCAAGCUUCUUUGGUUUCCAACGGUGGUGAGAUUUAUUCCUUUCUCGACGAAUUAGAAGCCAGCUAUGAACUUGUUACCUGGAUUUGAUCGCGUUGACGUACACGUGUCACAGUCUCUAUCUUCGUAAAACGACCGAGAGUGUGCAGUGAUGAUUCUGAAGCAGCUGAAACAACUCACCUUGUCUGCUACGCGCAGAAAUGCUCAUCUUUUGAGGAUUCCAAGGCUCUACAGCUCUCCUGCUGUUUCUCAAUCUUUAACAACCUCCAAGCCUUCUAAAAGACUAUCAAAAGAUGAUCGACGAGUUGUGGUUGAGUCUUUUGUCACCAAAUACAGAGCAGCUAAUGCUGGGAAGUUCCCUACAUUGAAAGCUACUGUCAAGGAAGUGGGAGGUGGUUAUUACGUUGUCAGAGAUAUUUAUCAAGAGCUUAAACUCAGACCAAAUGCACCAGUCUCACGAGUUCCUGCUUCUGCUGCAAAUGAUGAUGCUUCCUCACUGAAGCAGGAUCAUACCAUAGAGUCUUCUCAUCCUAGUUCUGAUGAAGUUAGUAUCCAGGGAGACAACAAUCUUGUCAUUACUGCGACACAUGAUAGAAGUGAGACCGAGGCAGCUUCUCUGGACAAAGAUGUUGAUAGUAAAUGUGAUAGCGAUACUCAACUUCCCGAAAGUCAACCGUUGAUGGUAUCAGAGGAAUUUUUAAAGAACUCAGAGACUGAGGAAGAUGGAACAUUGGAUCACUUAGAGGCAAAAUCAGACAAUCCUGAAGGAGUCACUGUUUUGCCUACUGAGACCACGUAUCAAUAUAAUGUCACCACUGCAACACAUGACAAAAGAGAAACCGAGACAGAUAGCAAAGACGUUGUCAGUAAAUGUGAUAGCGAUGCCCAACUUCCAGAAAAUCAAACGUUGAAGGUAGCAGAGGAGUGUCUAAAGAACUCUGAGCCUAAGGAUGAGGGAACAUUGACGCAGUUAGUUAGUCCAGAGACAAAAGCAGGCCAUCUUGAAGGUGCCAGUGUUUUGCCUGCAACACAUGAAAACAUAGAAACGGAGACAGCUGCUCCUAACGAUGAUACUGACAGUAAAUGUGAUGCCACUACUCAUCUUCCCGGCAGUCAACCCUUGAUGCUUUCAGAGGAGGAAUGUCUAAAGAAUUCAGAGAGUAAGGAAGAAGGAAAACUGGCGCACUUAGGUAGCCAAGAGCCAAAAGCAGACCAAAUUGAAGGAGCUGUAGAUUCAGCCAAUGUUUUGCCUAGUGAGACCAGACAAGUUGCAGAGAAAGGGGAUGGUGAGGUCAAACCAGAAGAAAAUUCAAGUGCUUGGAGCAAUAUAAUUUCAUUUGCGAAAGGAUUUGCUAACUUUUGGAGGAAAGGGUAGAUAUCAUCAAGGAGGUGCAGUAGCUACUUUAGUGCAGAACAACUUAAGAAACCGCUUGUUACUUUUGACCAUUUUGUAGAGGCUAUAUGUUUUGUGGUAGACCGUUUUGUUAGAAAGUCGGUUCAGCAAGGUCAGAAUACCAAAAGAAAUAUACAAAGAUUUUAUCAGAA